Messenger RNA from Penicillium diatomitis, 1251 nucleotides. RefSeq lists its product as uncharacterized. The transcript is spliced from 2 exons. Bases 1 to 1251 code for a protein of 416 amino acids. The record is from RefSeq and is a predicted model, not a curated record. NCBI's taxonomy places the organism in Eukaryota, Fungi, Ascomycota, Eurotiomycetes, Eurotiales, Aspergillaceae.
AUGUCAACUGGACGCAAGGUCUUCCAUUGCGCCCUGGACGAGACGGCGCUCACCACCAACAUCAGCGAGAUCAAAAAAUGGACCAGCAACGGAGCCAUCGAUCUUAUUGUUCCACUCUACACUCUUGAACGACUCCACGCUCUCAAGCGCGCCGGAUCGCAAACUGCUAUCAAUGCUCGUGAGGCCGUGCGCUUCCUUGACCGAGUCACUUCUGGAAAAGACAACAUUUCCGCCGACCGGGUUGUCUUGCAAGGUCCCAUGGAGCAGUAUGAGCGAUGGGAGGAAGCAGAGAAGUUCUUCUUGCCCGAAUUUGAGGAGGAACCCGAGACGAUGGGCGACUCAGAUCUCGUACAGUCUUCAGCCGAAGGAUCGCCUAAAGUCAACGGAAGCUCUGACUCGCAGGAUCUGUCGCAAAUGUUGCUGAGCAAGUUGAAUUUCAAAAAAGACACCGAGGUCGCCUCUAUCACUUCUGGUGGUUCUCCCAGCGCACCUGGAUCGCGCAACUCCUCCCGCAGCUCUCGCACCAGCCCCGAGUGUGCUCACCAUGAGAAUGGCACGGCUGAGGAUGGUGAGGUGCCCAAGUCAGGUCACCGACGAACUGAAUCUGGCAGCACGAUCCCCGUCGCCCCGCUUGUGCUUCGACCUCUUCUCAGCGCACUGCUCUGGAGGCUUCACAGUGGUCCAGAUGCUGAGAACUCUACCAAAAGCUGCAUUUUGGUGACAAACGACCGAACGACCCAGGUCUGGGCCCAGAAAUUCGGCAUCGCGGUCAAGAACAUUCUCCAGCUACGGACUGCGAUUCAAUACGAAGAAAGGGAGUUCAAAAAUCGCUGCAAGUAUGUUGAGAAAGUCCAGGCACAACCUGCAGAGCAGCCUAAGACUCUUCUGUCAUACGAGGACGAGUCAGACGAGGAUGAGCUUGUCUUCGUCCCACGUGGUGGCCGCGGUGGUAAGCCUGUCUCUUCUCGCGGAGCGCGCAAUGGAGCCUCUCGCAAGAGCACACCGAAGGUUGUACCUGCUGUCGUCGAGACCUCUGUGGAAGUUCCUACCCAGCCAAUCGACCCCAACUCGUUCAGCAGAUCCCUCGGCGGCGCCAAGCAAGCCCCUGCGACUGUAGACUUGAGUACACAGCAAGGUGCCGCUCGUGGUCUGGCAGGAGCCUCUCGUCGCUCGAAUGGACGCCGCGGAGGCGCUGGUCGGGCCGCUGGCCGAGGCAACGGACGUGGUCAGGGUAAGCUUUGGGUUCCUUGA